This is a messenger RNA of Manduca sexta (tobacco hornworm), 3033 nucleotides long. RefSeq names its product oocyte zinc finger protein XlCOF6-like. Gene Ontology annotation, molecular function: zinc ion binding; DNA-binding transcription factor activity, RNA polymerase II-specific; RNA polymerase II transcription regulatory region sequence-specific DNA binding. The transcript has 5 exons. The record is from RefSeq and is a predicted model, not a curated record. The coding region runs from base 723 to 2429 and encodes 568 amino acids. Gene Ontology annotation, cellular component: nucleus. Lineage: Eukaryota; Metazoa; Arthropoda; Insecta; Lepidoptera; Sphingidae. Gene Ontology annotation, biological process: regulation of transcription by RNA polymerase II.
GGGGCCCAAUUUUGUCUACGGGGACAUUAGAGUCUUAUAGUCGAUCUGACGUGACAUUCUCGUAGAAGACGAUUGAACUGCUCGCGCAUUUUUUAAAUUGCAUUUAAUUGUGAGACGAGCAUGGCCUUCGCCUGGGGUGGUAAGCGAUAAAACCGCCCAUUAGGAGUAGCUACACGAUCCAGAACUGAAUUACAACCUACUGUGCACGACAUCUUGAUACAUAAGAUGAUCUCUUGAUUCCAAGUAGUUACACUGACUACAAUAUCCGUUGAACUGGAACACAACACUGCAAGCACAAUGCUGUUUGUCGGCAGAUUUAAUAAAUCUUUGAUAGGUACCCCCACAAUUCAGUCAUACAGUAAAAUGCAGAACAGCGUUGCAACAACGCUCCUAAAAUGACGCUAGAGAAAUCUGGACAAAGAAUUAAUUUUUAUCAGAAUUUGGGAAGUUCAUUCGAGACUUCGUAUUUUUAGUCUUGGUAACCAUUAUCUUUUGCUGUCACUGUCAGCUGAGCUGUCAUACUCUUGAAUUGUCAGUCACAGUUGGCAUUUGUCAAACAAAAAUAAAAAUACAAAUUGAAUUGAAAUAUACAUCGCAGAAAUUGUAUAAUUUGAAAUUGAUCACAUGGAGGUAAAAAGAACAGAAAAUAUAUUACGGAACGGAUGACUUAUUAAAAGGAAAGUACUACUGAGAAUUAUUUUUUAUUUAAAAUCAUAAGAAAAAUGGAGUAUCAAAGAACAAUUAUAACAAACUACGGCGAAUGUCGGUGUUGUCUCACGAAGGGAAACCAUCGGGAUUUAACCAAAGAAUAUUAUUACAAUGGGAUACGAGAAGUUUUUAUCGAUAUAUUUAUGGAAUGUUUUAAUUUAUAUUUAUCCACUAAUGAGAAUCUGACCAUGUUGAUAUGCUCUUCAUGUGUGUCGCGUCUUCGUGAUGCGAGCAGUUUCAGGAUGAUGGUGUUGAGAACCGAGAGACAGUUGAUGGAUGCGCUCACGUCCCAUGAUCACAACUACACUGUAUUUAUUAAUGUGCCAACAGUAGAGCCUGUAGUAGUUAACAAUGACAUCAAGGAGGAACAACAAGUUGAAGUGAAGACGGAAGAUGACAAUGUUGAGUUGAAUUACAAUUUCAGCUACCAAAUAGAAACAGAUGAGGAGAAUACAGAAGAGGGCGACGGAGAGGUGGAGGGCGAGGGAGAUCUGCGGCGCAGGUUCGCGGGCGCGCUGCGGCCGCUGCCGACGCGCGCCACUCUGCGCGGACACUGCCCCAUGUUCGUCAAACAUCUAGACGCACUACGAGGAAAGAGCAUCACGGCGAAAUCAAUAGAAAAACUUAUAUUAGGCUCGGAAAAACGAUCAAAACCACAUAAAAACAUUUCGCAUAUUAGAGAGAAAAUGGCGCACACUAUCAAUGCUUGCACCAUAUUUGAGUGUUCCACAGCCACAGCUUUCAAAACCAAGACGAAGGCGGGUUUCCCGUGUUUCUACUGCAGAGACAUAUUUGAUAAUAUGGAAAUAUUACGGGAACAUCAAAAGAAACAUCCAAAAUCAUUAUUGUUUAAACUACUCAGCAAAUAUACGGCGGAUACUCUAGUUGUAUAUGCAGACAUCACCAAUCUGGCGUGCAGCAUCUGUUGCAAAGAAAUUUCUAGUAUAAAUGAUCUAAAGAGUCACUUAAUAAGUGUGCACAACAAGAAAAUGUACACUGAUUUUGAAGACAGGGUCAUACCUUUCAAAUUGACUGGCCAUACUGAUUUUGAGUGUCAAAUAUGCGGGUUUAACUUCGAGACUUUUGGCUCGAUAGAGAAGCAUAUGAACAUUCAUUACAGGAAUAAUAUCUGCGAUCAAUGCGGUGCAGGUUUUGUCACGAUGCACAGGCUCAAAAUUCAUUACACCACAGUGCAUAAAGAAGGUUCUUAUCCAUGCAAAAUUUGCAAGAAAAUCUAUUCAAGUUAUAACAAAUACAAAAUACACUAUGAUGUGGUGCAUAAAUUGGUGAAGAAAAACAAAUGUCCCAAAUGUCCAGAGAGUUUCGUGGACUAUUUCACGAGGCAGCGGCACCUGGUGGAAAAGCACGGCGUGACGCCCAUCCUCUACAAGUGCAAGGUGUGCGACAGAGCAUUCAGUAGACGGUUCACACUCUCCGGACACAUGAAGAGAUGUCAUUUAGAAGAGAAGGACAUUCAGUGUCCACAGUGCGCGUACAUGUGCUACACCAAGUCGGAGCUGCGCGCGCACAUGUUGAAGCACGGCGCGGAGAGGUGCCACCAAUGUGCAGUCUGCAAGAAGUCCUACGCGCGACAGAAGACUCUGAAGGAGCACAUGCGGAUACACAAUAAUGACAGGAGGUUCGCCUGCGCCGAUUGUGGUCAGGCCUUUGUGCAGAGAUGCAGCUUGAAGGGGCAUAUAAAGACGCAUCACUCCAAGUAAUAUAAUCACAUCCAUUGGUUGAAAUUAUUCUGGAAGAUACUGAUGGGCGGAUUCAAUAUGAUGCCUGCAAGUUUUAUGAAUAUGAUUCGUAUUCCGAUUAAUUAUCCUGCAAAUGUAAGAAACGGCACUGGCGCAGUUGUAUGGUUCAAGGGUGAGGGCUCCACUUGUUCGGCUUGAGAGUUUCGCUACCAUUUGUAACACAUGAUGUGGAGAACAGGUUUCAGACAAUUCGUUAAACCACUCGAUAAUUAUAGUAUCAAGUAUAUAGUACUAUAUAGUGGGUGUCUUAAUGUUUUCCCAUAACAUUUUUUUCUCAGUAUGGAGGUACGUUGAGUUUUGACAAAUUGCAGUAAACUUGGGUUUGUAGGCUAUCGAACCUACCCAGCUUAUUGAAUUUUUUUUUAAAGUAUUAUAAACGUAAUAAAAUUAAGCAGUCCGUGAAUCUCAUGCGGUAUUUGUUAGAGGCUAAAUUAACCUCAUCAGCUCACUUGGAAAUGACAAGAAGAAUGGUAUUUGUGGCUUUGUAAAGCUGAUUAAUAUGAUCGAUUAUUAAGCAUUGAAAUAAAAUCACAGAAAUAAAAAUGUAAUAAAUAUAUUUACACUC